AUGUCCUCUUCUUCCCGUCAACUCGAGGACCCGGACCUUGCCCCUCCUGCGAAGCGCCUCAAACCGUCAUCGAGUGCUGGAGAUGAACCGUCACCCGAAGUACCCAUUGGCCGCGUCGAAAAGUUUGUUCGUACCGAGGAGAGUGUUGGCAUCACAGAAUUUCUUUGUCCAGAUGCCGUAGGCUUCCAAGGUCUGCUGAAACAGAGGUACACCGAUUUCUUAGUCAACGAGAUCGACAAGGACGGGAACGUCCUAAGACUGAAGUCGCUGAAUGUCGAGAGGAGGCAAGGCAAUGCUCCGACGGCGAACCCGAAGGCCCAAUCAGAGAAGGUACUAGCCGACCCUACAGAGGCCAAUGGAAGCAGGUCUGCAGGUGGUGCAAAGACACCUCAGGGAGAGGAUACGCCACUUGUAGACAGUGGGGAUACAGCAACAUCCGAGGCACCUGUGGUGGUUGAGACACCAAAGCCAUUCGAGCUUGGGGACGCGGAUUCAGCUCUUCUCAUAUCUUGGCUCGGGCCAGCGGUCGUGUCUAGUCUUGUCAAGCUUUACAAUGAUAUCUUAGCUAUUGAGCGGGAGAUCAGGCCGAACUACAAGAUUGUCACCCCAGAAACCAAACUUAAAUCACCAAAACCGAUUGAUGAUAAGGACGCACGGUCUCAGCUACAUCGCACCAUCCGUAACUUGUUUUCCGGAAAAAUCCAGACGGCAACAACCGACGAGUAUGAGAUCGAUUUCUGGGCGACCAAAAUAAGUGGUGCAAAGCCAAAUAACCAGGAUGGAAGGAAGAAGGAACGCUUACCCAUGGAGUCUUGGGACUCCCUUGGCGGGGAGUUCUUGCAUUUUAAUCUCUAUAAAGAGAACAAGGAUACUAUGGAAUGCCUAAAUCUCCUUGGAAAAUUCUUGAGGACGAGUCCAAAGUCCUUCUCAUUCGCUGGUACUAAAGACCGUCGGGCAGUCACAGUCCAGAGAGUUUCAGUACACAAAUUAAAGGCCGAUAAGAUCGAAGCUAUAAAUAAAAAGCUGAAAGGGCUCAAAGCUGGUGAUUUUGAAUACAAAAACUAUGGUCUGGAUCUUGGCGACUUAACGGGGAAUGAGUUCACCAUCUCUCUAAGGGAUUGCGUAUUUCCAGAAGGAUCAGAUAUGACUAAAGUGAUCCAAGAGAGCGUUUCCUCCCUUCGUGAAAAGGGUUAUAUCAAUUACUAUGGCCUGCAGCGGUUCGGAACCUUUUCGAUUAGUACGCACGAAAUCGGCAAAUCAAUGCUUCUAGGGGACUGGAGGACAGCUGUGUACCAAGCUAUGGCUUAUGAUGACCAGUCAUUGGAAACAGCUCCUCCAGAUGAAAGGCAAAGAGCCGCAGCCUGCAGGCUAUGGUUUGAGGAUACAUCAUCAGUCAGCAAGGCCGCCGAGGCGCGAAAGCUCAUGCCUGGUAAAUUUGUUUCCGAAAAUGCAAUCUUAAGUUGGUUGAGUAAACCAAACACGGUCAACGACUACCUCGGUGCUCUGCAGAAGAUACCGAGAAAUUUGCGGCUAAUGUUCGUCCACGCUUACCAGAGCUAUGUCUGGAAUACCAUCGUCAGCGAAAGAUUGAAGAAGUACGGGACUACAAUUAGAGCGGGUGAUCUAGUGGUUAUUUCUGCUGAAGAGGCUGCCGCUUCGAACCCGGUUGCCGAUCCGCAUGAAGAGGAAUUUGCACAAGAAGCAAAUGAAGAAAAAUUCGUUCGCGCGAGGCCAGUGACAGAGGAGGAGGUGGCGUCCGGAAAGUUCACGAUAUACGAUGUUGUUCUUCCUUCACCAGGUUGGGACGUCACAUAUCCUCAGAAUGAUCUUCGGGAUCUCUAUGCCGAUAUCAUGGGCCAAGAUGGAUUGGAUCCUUUCAAUAUGAUUCGAAAUCAAAAGGAGCUCAGCAUGGCAGGGCACUAUCGUCGUCUCCUCUAUAAGCCUGAGAGAGUUGAAUGGGAGAUCAAGCGAUAUGAAGAUCCAAACGACCAACUAGUCGAGACAGAUCUGAUGUAUGUCCAGCGACAGCGGUCGGGGGGUAAGGGGAAGGCUUUGUCAACCGACGAGGGUUUGAUCCAUGAGGCAGUGAAUAACCCAACAGGGUCAAGAAUUGCGGUUAUUGUCAAAUUGACACUGGGGACUAGUCAGUAUGCCACAAUGGCCUUGAGAGAGUUGACAAAAGGUGGCAUUCUAUCUCAGCCUGUCCAAGCUCCGAAGAAAGACCAGCCAGACUCUGAUGUUAAAAUGCAGGGAUCUUAG
Molecule: messenger RNA, 2259 nt
Organism: Orbilia oligospora ATCC 24927
Lineage: Eukaryota; Fungi; Ascomycota; Orbiliomycetes; Orbiliales; Orbiliaceae
Exons: 3
Coding region: 1-2259 (752 amino acids)
Biological process (GO): pseudouridine synthesis
Cellular component (GO): nucleus
Molecular function (GO): RNA binding; pseudouridine synthase activity
Source: RefSeq, a predicted model, not a curated record